Biomphalaria glabrata is the source of this 2979-nucleotide messenger RNA. RefSeq lists its product as uncharacterized. NCBI's taxonomy places the organism in Eukaryota, Metazoa, Mollusca, Gastropoda, Planorbidae. Bases 634 to 2658 code for a protein of 674 amino acids. Gene Ontology annotation, molecular function: A2-type glycerophospholipase activity. Gene Ontology annotation, biological process: arachidonate secretion; phospholipid metabolic process. The transcript has 3 exons. The record is from RefSeq and is a predicted model, not a curated record.
CUAGCGCCGUGAAAGACCGCCCGCGGAAAAGAGGCAUACACAAUAUAUGUCACGUGAUUGGACUGUCACCUAUUUGGAAAAAAACGACAUAUUAAAAAAAGAAAUGUCACAGUAUUUCACAACGUGUCCAGACGAGAGUCAGGUGUCACCCAAACUCCAGUGUUGACAGUUGAGGCACGCCCCUGCUGAGUCUAUUAAGCCUGUAAUGUACCAGGGCAUCAAGAAGUCUGCUGAUUUUGUGCCAGGGCACCGAGAAGUCUGUUGAUUAUGUAACAGGGCACCAUAGGCUGAAACACAUUAAAAUGCAGACACAAAAUUGUGUUUUCGAUAUUAAUAUAUGAUAGGCAUUAUCAAACAUUAUCGCGUGCUAUGGAGUCAUCCAUUAAAAAAUCUAACUUAGACAUUACGAAAGAGAUCUCAACCUUUAAUAUAUAGAUGUAUUGCUGUUUGUAAAUAUUUUUUUAAAGAAGAAACAGUGUAACAACUAAAAUUAUCAAUUUAAAUCUAGAAAAAUAUUUAAAAUUAAUUCCUAGAUAAAUGUUUACAGUGUGGGCUAAUUAAAACAAACUCGUUUUUGAAAUACUAUAUGUAUUCAAUGAGUUGCUUCCCUUGUGUCACUCCAAAAAUAAAACAAUGACAUUUCUCAUGGUCAGCUUCAACUUCUUAAUUUCGAUUCUAAUUUUAUUGCUUCUGUUGGCCAGCGGCAAGACUGCCAAUUACGUCAUUCUGUCCAUUUCCAAAGAAGGCCUUCGAGAAGUCCGCAUAGCCUACAAAAACAAGUUGGUAAUGGAGGUAUCGCUAGCAGACGUCCCCUCGGCCAACGGCGUUGUUUUCAGCCGUGCCACGGACGGGCAGCUAUUGGUCGAGACCGUGUCACGCCACGGGCUGAUCGAGGACUGUAACGUGCUGGCAUCGUCUAUCGACGUAGCUUCCUUCACGACCGACUUCGAACGAGUUCAACCGGAAAUCAAACUUCGGAGCGAGUCGGAAGUGAUGGAUGUUUACAUGGGAAUACGAAACUUCUCUACUUUGUACUCUCAUGACAAACAUCCCACUGACAGACCGCAUCCACAAAAGACGUCCCAAAACCUUGAUCUUAAAUGGCAGAAGCAAAAACUAACAGCCAAGCUUGGCGCUGUGUCCAACAGCACAUUUCUGUCCUCAUUCCUUCGUUAUCUUCGUAUAAAAAGACUAGCUAGUGACUGCAAUAAAUAUUACCAAGAGGCGCAGAGCCGCCUCGAGGCGCUGAAUCUGCUCGUAGAGAACUCUGAAGCCUUGGAGCAAGAGUCUUUGAGGCUGCACCUGGACGAGUCCCGCGUAAGAAAGCUGUUUGGGAAAAGGCAGCAUCGACGACGGCAUCAUCACCCUCACCCACAGCAUCACGAGUUGUCGAAUGGCGCCGGUGCCUCCAUGAUCAACGCGACGUCUGCUUUGACGGAUCCCUCAUUUGAAGAGGUGACAUCUGUAGACUCCCGAGUAUGGACGUCUUCGCCAGCAGACAGACUUGAUUGGAACAAUGACACUAAGCUGUCGUCUGCUAAUGUGGCAGAGAACCAGAUGUGGAUUAACGAAACUUCGUUGACUGCUGCUUCUUUAUCGUCGUCAGUUUCUCAUUCAUCAACAUCAUCAUCGAUAUUGUCUUCUAAUUCAUCAACACCGACAUUAGAUUCCCACAAAACAACUUCAAAUCUAUCAACAUUGUCUACUAAUUUAUCAACACAGACAUUAGAUUCACACGAAUCCACUUCAAAUCCAUCAAUAUUAUCUUCUAAUUCAUCAACACCGACAUUAGAUUCCAACCAAUCCACUUCAAAUCUAUCAACAUUAUCUACCAAUUUAUCGACAUCGAGAUUUAUUUAUCCAGAACCAAUUUCGGAUACAUCGAUUUCAUCUUCCAAUUCAUCAGCACCGACAUCGGAUUCCCAAGAAUCAACUUCGAAUUCGUCGAUAUUAUCUUCUAAUUCAUCCAUAUCAAACAUAUCGUUGAUGUCUUCCUUUUCCACAUUAUCAUCCCAGAAUGCAUCGCAACAGACUUUAAACGGACUAUUACCCAAUGAUCAUGUGUCUAGAGCAACGGAUCCCAUUGAAAGCAGACUUAAGACAGCGCACUCGACUACAGACAGUGAAACGCUUCCCGGAUCUGACGUCUCAUUCCAAUCCCAUGAUGCAGAGGCCACUCACCCCAUAAAUGCAACAUCUGGUCCCGACACGACAGGCGAGAUGACAUCAAGGUCAAGGCCGAAAAGGGAUUUGUUGACAGGAUGGAUGAUAUUUCCGGGAACAAAAUGGUGCGGCGAUGGUGAUAUUGCAGAGAACAAGCACGACCUGGGCCACCAUGUUGAACUGGACAAGUGCUGCCGCCGACACGACCUUUGCCCUCUGGUCAUUCCAAGGCUCUCGUGGAAGUACGGGAUGUUUAAUUACAGGCUACACACCAUCUCACACUGCAGGUGUGACCGCAAGUUCCGGAAGUGCCUGAAAGCCUCGGAGUCACCUUUAGCUCAUCUGAUUGGUCAGAUUUUCUUCAACGUCGUGGGCCCACAGUGCUUCAAGUUCAGACAGGAGACGACGUGCGUCCAGAGGUUCUGGUGGGGCGGCUGUCGGGAGUGGAGUGAGACGAAGGUGGCCUUUGUGAAGAGACAGCGGCGGUUUAAAUGACCCAGUUCAAAACUUCAACAAGUUUAAAGCUUUUGAAACGCCCCUGGGAUACAUUCAGUAGGAAACAUACACUCAGUAACUGUUUGAAUAACGUUGAAGGUAUUAUUAGAUGUGUAUGCAGGGGCGGAGUUGUGUGUACAGAAUUUCUCAGAUUGGAGGUAAGGGGCUCUGCUGCUGAAUCUUAUUUGAAACUAUCGUUUCUUCACGGAUGGCUGUCAGGACAAGUGCUAUGUGUUUUGGACUGUCGUCUCGAGUGCCGCUAGUUCGAAACCUAUCCGCUGCCCUCCACAGUCUGAAUAAACUUCAUUUCUGAAAGAACUU